Diabrotica balteata is the source of this 999-nucleotide messenger RNA. NCBI's taxonomy places the organism in Eukaryota, Metazoa, Arthropoda, Insecta, Coleoptera, Chrysomelidae. The record is from the annotation of a GenBank genome assembly.
AUGAUCAUGGACACUUUAGAUACGCUGCCUAAUCAGCACCACCACCAUCAUCACCAUUCUUCUGCAUUUUUACUGACGGAAAGUGCCGCGGCGGCAGCUGCCGGACACCACUUUAACGUACUCAGUUUUGACACAUGCUUAUACAAAACAGGAACUAGCAGUAAUAGUGGAGGUAGUCCUAUACCCGCUUCGAUUUGUUCCCCUUGCGAGGAUCCUUCUCCUUCGGAGGCGCAACCUGGCGAUUUAAACACCCCCGUUACAACUUCCAGCGACGCUCCUUCCUUCUUCGGGCCUAGUACUGUCGUGGAACCACCACCUAUAACAGGUUCCUUGGAUCCUGAAGAAUUGUCAAUCGAGCAACAACAUACCAGCCCACACCAUUCGCCUAGCAGUCAUAUCACGGAGCGUGCGACGCCCCAGGAUUCCGCUUUGUCGCCGAGUUUGAGGGAAGAAGAAAACACAAAUCACAGUACUUUAAGUAUGUAUCCGCAUUCGAGUAACAACAACAUGGCAAAAUUACAACACCGCACCAUCUACACAUCAGCUGGCAGUCCGAAUAUGUCGGGUAGUAUACAGAUGCAGAGUGGCAGCCCAUUAGGAAUGCCCAAUCAGGGUAUGGCUCACUCGCCGUCCGCAGUGAACCAAUGGUUAUUAUCUUCAGGUGAUAAACCUAUGUACCCGUCGAUGUUUGGUUUACUACAAGGUUCAUCGCAAAGCCCUCAACAACAGUAUCCGUCAGCUACACCCAGUCCGGCAGGACCACAAUACGAUGACAGGUCGCAAACAGAUCAACUCAUGUUCAGUACGGAUUGCAGCAGUAACUUGGCACUCAAACAACCACCAUCUUAUCCAAGUUGUUCGGGUACCAGUACCAAUAUCCAGUUGGAUAUGCAGCAAGAUCUAGUAUACUCAAGGGUGGGCCAACCAAUGGGCACGCCCAAGUACCAGUGGGAAAGUGCAUCUGAAGCAGAGGAUGAAGAAGGAAAGCAAGUUAGGUAG